CUGAUUACUUAUGUUACUUCUUAUAAAACAGAAAACAUUUUUAAUUUUUACAUAAGAAUUACGACAUAAAAUCACGCGAUGCUAUAUUCUGCAAUGGGAAAAUUCAAGAGAAUUAUCCCUACUUUAUGCGCCGGUAUGAGCCAGAUGGCCGAAUGCUGUGCCGAAAACACAGACCUCAAAUCGAUUUUGGCCCAAAAAAUACCCAAAGAAAUAGAAAAGGUGAAAAACUUUCGCAAGAGCCACGGAAACACUAAAGUGGGCGAAGUUACUGUAAACAUGAUGUAUGGUGGUAUGAGAGGAAUUAAAGGAUUGGUAUGCGAAACUUCUGUGUUGGAUCCUGAAGAGGGAAUACGGUUCAGAGGUCUUACAAUUCCAGAUUGUCAACAAGUUCUUCCCAGAGCACCUGACGGCUGCGAACCAUUACCUGAAGCCCUUUUUUGGCUACUAAUUACCGGAGACGUACCAACAGAAGAACAAACAAGGUCAGUCUCAAAGCAAUGGGCGCAACGUGCUCAUCUUCCAGAACACGUCACCUGUAUGCUAAAGAACUUACCCAAACACGUGCACCCCAUGUCGCAAUUUUCAGCAGCCCUCACCCUUCUAAACACCGAAAGUCAUUUUGUCAAAGCUUACAACUGUGGCGUCAAUAAAACGAAAUACUGGGAGUUUGUCUUCGAAGAUACCAUGGAUUUGAUUGCUAGAAUUCCAGUGAUUGCUGCUAUGAUCUACAAAAAUACGUACAAAGAUGGAUGCGUUCCUGAUAUUGACGAAUCCAAGGACUGGUCGUAUAAUUUUACUCAAAUGUUGGGCUACGACGAUCCGCAAUUUACUGAACUCAUGAGAUUAUAUCUAACGAUACAUAGCGAUCAUGAAGGUGGAAAUGUUAGUGCUCACACAUGUCAUUUAGUGGGUUCCGCUUUGAGUGAUCCUUAUUUGGCUCUCGCAGCUGGUCUCAAUGGAUUGGCGGGACCGUUGCAUGGACUGGCCAAUCAAGAAGUUCUUGUUUGGUUGGAGAAGCUAAGACAACAAGUAGGAGACAAAUAUUCUGAGGAACAGCUAAAGGAAUUCAUUUGGAAAACGCUCAAAGCUGGUCAAGUGGUACCUGGUUAUGGACACGCUGUUUUGAGAAAAACCGAUCCGCGUUAUACUUGCCAGAGGGAGUUUGCCCAAAAAUAUUUACCCGAUGAUCCAAUUUUCAAGCUUGUUUCAUCGGUUUUCAAUGUGGUACCACCAAUUUUAAAAGAACUAGGAAAAGUACAAAAUCCAUGGCCAAAUGUGGAUGCUCAUUCUGGAGUACUUUUACAGCAUUAUGGAAUGAGAGAAACUAAUUAUUACACUGUACUUUUUGGAGUCUCCAGAGCCCUUGGAGUAUUAUCUUCACUUGUAUGGGAUCGUGCUCUCGGUUUGCCCAUUGAAAGACCUAAAUCCAUAUCGACAGAUACCCUUAUAAAGCUAGUUGGAGCUGAGUCUGAGAAAAGUCGAACACCAUGUUAAAAGACAAAAUGUAGCAUUUUUAAUAUUUCGUAUGUUUUUAUUUAGUUUUUAGUUAAUAUUUUAUUUAUUUUUAAAUGAAUUUAUCUUUAUCGCACAAACUAGCCAACAUUCUGUAGUAACAAUAUUUUGGAUCAUUAUAGUCUAUAUCGUACCAAUAAUUCACAGCUAUGCAUUUGUGGCUUUGCCUAACGUGAUGAAACCAGAAACUUGGCAAAUAUAAAACAUCCCCUUUUUCCACUCGAACGUGGAAUUGCCUGGCUGUAACAAAAAAAUCUGGAUAAAUUUCGAGUAAGUUGCCAUUCAAUGGGUCCGCAGCUAUCCAGAAUAUAUUAUUUUCUUGUGGAUUUGAUUCUAGGUCGAACGAACCUCCGGGUUGGACGUUUUCAUAUUUUUUAACAGGGUAGUUUUUAUAAGGCACAUAAGGUAAGUCAACAGGCGGUAUAAGGAGGAAAUCUUUGUGGCCGUCAAUGACGCAGUAGAUGUUUUCGUAGGGAUCUUUGUGC
Ceutorhynchus assimilis (cabbage seed weevil) is the source of this 1997-nucleotide messenger RNA. Lineage: Eukaryota; Metazoa; Arthropoda; Insecta; Coleoptera; Curculionidae. The record is from the annotation of a GenBank genome assembly.